This is a messenger RNA of Grus americana (Whooping crane), 4863 nucleotides long. Its product is annotated as protocadherin-16-like. The transcript has 4 exons. The record is from RefSeq and is a predicted model, not a curated record. The coding region runs from base 7 to 4863 and encodes 1618 amino acids. Gene Ontology annotation, biological process: homophilic cell-cell adhesion. Gene Ontology annotation, cellular component: plasma membrane. Lineage: Eukaryota; Metazoa; Chordata; Aves; Gruiformes; Gruidae. Gene Ontology annotation, molecular function: calcium ion binding.
GCGGCGAUGGGCGUGUGUUGGGGGCCCGUGUUGCGGGUGCUGGUGCUGCAGGCGGCCUGGGCGCUGGGCGGCGGUCAGGUGCGGUACUCGGUGCCGGAGGAAGCCAAGGCCGGGACGGUGGUGGGGCGGCUGGCGCAGGACCUGGGCCUGGAGGCGGGCGAGCCGGAGGCGCGUCGGCUGCGUCUGGUGGCGCAGGGCCGUCGGGCGAGCGUGGAGGUGAGCGGGGCGAGCGGGGCGCUGGUGGUGAGCUCGCGGCUGGACCGGGAGGAGCUGUGCGGGAAGAGCGCGCCGUGCGCCCUGCGCCUGGAGGUGCUGGUGGAGCGGCCGCUGCGCGUCUUCCACGUGGAGCUGGAGGUCACGGACAUCAACGACAACGCCCCGCUCUUCCCCGCCGCACGCAAAAACCUCAGCAUCGCGGAAUUCACCACGCUGCCGGGGUCUCGGUUCCCGCUGGAGGGCGCGUCGGAUGCGGAUAUCGGAGCCAACGCGCAGCUCUCCUAUACACUCAGCCCCAGCGAGCAUUUUACGCUCGAUGUUAAAUCUUCUGAUGAAAGUAGGAAAUCCCUAUUCCUGGUGCUCACGAAAGCUCUGGACCGCGAGACGAUGGCUGUGCACCGUUUGGUGGUGACGGCGAGUGACGGGGGCCGUCCGGCGCUGACGGGCACGGUGGAGCUGGUGAUCUCGGUGCUGGAUGCGAACGACAACGCGCCCCAGUUCAACCAGUCGGUGUAUAAAGUGCAGCUGCCGGAGAGCGCUGCAGAGGGGACGCUGGUGGUGCGGGUGAACGCCACGGAUCCGGACGAGGGUCUUAAUAAGGAGUUUUCUUACAGCAUCAUCAGUUCGGUUCCUGCUGGUAACAGAGAUCUGUUCGCCAUUGAUCCCAAGACGGGCGAGAUCAGACUGAGGGGCGCCCUGGACUUUGAAGACGUUCGUUUACACGAGUUACAAAUCGAAGCGAGAGACAAAGGGACGCCCCCUUUGUCCGGUCACAGCAGCGUGGAGCUGGAGGUGCUGGACGUGAACGACAACGCGCCGGAGGUGUGGGUGACGUCGCUGUCGGUGCCGGUGCCGGAGGACGCGGCGGCGGGGACGGUGGUGGCGCUGCUGAGCGUGUCGGACCGGGACUCGGGGGCGAACGGGCGGGUGCGCUGCGCGGUGUGGCCGGCGUCGCCGUUCGGGCUGGUGGCGACGUUCGCGGGCUCGUACUCGCUGGUGCUGCGGGAGGCGCUGGACCGGGAGCGGGUGUCGGAGUACGAGGUGGAGGUGCGGGCGGAGGACGGCGGGUCGCCGCCGCUGCGCGCCAGCCGCGGGGUGCGUGUGCCGGUGUCGGACGUGAACGACAACGCGCCGUCGUUCGCGCAGGCCGUGUACACGGUGCUGGCGCGGGAGAACAACGCGGCGGGCGCGGAGCUGGCGCGGCUGUGGGCGCGGGACCCGGACGAGGCGGGCAACGGUCGCGUGAGCUACUCGGUGGCGGAGGGCGUCGUCGGGGGCGCGUCGUCGGGCGUGGCGCGGCGGCCGGCGUCGAGCUACGUGUCGGUGGACGCGGAGAGCGGGCGGCUGUGGGCGCUGCAGCCGUUGGACUACGAGGAGCUGCAGGUGCUGCAGUUCGAGGUGCGGGCGGUGGACGCGGGGGAGCCGCCGCUGUGCGGCAACGCCACGGUGCAGCUCUUCGUGGUGGACGAGAACGACAACGCGCCGGCGCUGCUGCCGCUUGCGGGCGGCGGUCCGGGCGUGGGGGCGCCGGUCUCGGCGGCGUCGGGGCCGGUCUCGGGGGCGCUGUGGGCGUGGGCGGCGUGGGGGGCGCCGGCGGGGCAGGUGGUGGCGAAGAUCCGCGCGGUGGACGCGGACUCGGGCUACAACGCGUGGCUGCGCUACGAGCUGUGGGAGCCGCGGGGGAAGGGCCCGUUCCGCGUGGGGCUGUACAGCGGCGAGGUGAGCACGGCGCGGGCGCUGGAGGAGGCGGACGGCCCGCGGCAGCGGCUGGUGAUCGUGGUGCGGGACCACGGGGAGCCGGCGCGCUCGGCCACGGCCACGCUGAGCGUGUCGCUGGUGGAGGGCGCCGAGGCGGCGCUGGCGGCCGGCGGCGCGUCGGCGGCGUCGGCGUCGUCGGCGUCGGCGACGAACGUGUGGCUGGUGGUGGCCAUCUGCGCGGUGUCGAGCCUGUUCCUGCUGGCGGUGGUGCUGUACGGGGCGUCGCGGUGGGCGCCGCGGGCGGCCGUGCUGUCGGGGCCCGGGCCGGCGACGCUGGUGUGCGCCAGCGAAGUGGGGAGCUGGUCGUACUCGCAGCGCCAGAGCCGGAGCCUGUGCGUGGCGGACGGCGCGGGCAAGAGCGACCUGAUGGUUUUCAGCCCCAACUUCCCGCCGCCGCCGCCCGGCCCCGCGGCGAAGGAGACGCAGCCGGAGCCGCCCGCUCUGCUGGACACGGCGGCCUGGGCGCUGGGCGGCGGUCAGGUGCGGUACUCGGUGCCGGAGGAAGCCAAGGCCGGGACGGUGGUGGGGCGGCUGGCGCAGGACCUGGGCCUGGAGGCGGGCGAGCCGGAGGCGCGUCGGCUGCGUCUGGUGGCGCAGGGCCGUCGGGCGAGCGUGGAGGUGAGCGGGGCGAGCGGGGCGCUGGUGGUGAGCUCGCGGCUGGACCGGGAGGAGCUGUGCGGGAAGAGCGCGCCGUGCGCCCUGCGCCUGGAGGUGCUGGUGGAGCGGCCGCUGCGCGUCUUCCACGUGGAGCUGGAGGUCACCGACAUCAACGACAACGCCCCGCUCUUCCCCGCCGCACGCAAAAACCUCAGCAUCGCGGAAUUCACCACGCUGCCGGGGUCUCGGUUCCCGCUGGAGGGCGCGUCGGAUGCGGAUAUCGGAGCCAACGCGCAGCUCUCCUAUGCACUCAGCCCCAGCGAGCACUUUUCUCUGGAUUUGCAUCGUAGUGAAGGAUAUCGAGAAUCUCUGUUUUUGGUGCUCACGAAAGCUCUGGACCGCGAGACGAUGGCUGUGCACCGUUUGGUGGUGACGGCGAGUGACGGGGGCCGUCCGGCGCUGACGGGCACGGUGGAGCUGGUGAUCUCGGUGCUGGAUGCGAACGACAACGCGCCCCAGUUCAACCAGUCGGUGUAUAAAGUGCAGCUGCCGGAGAGCGCUGCAGAGGGGACGCUGGUGGUGCGGGUGAACGCCACGGAUCCGGACGUGGGAAGCAAUGGCGAAGUGUUGUUCAGUGCGAGCAAUGCUUUUCCGGUAAGGGGAUUAAACCUCUUCAUUUUAAAUCCGAAGACCGGCGAGAUCCGUCUCACGGGCGCCCUGGACUUUGAAGACGUUCGUUCAUACGAGAUACAAAUGGAAGCGAGAGAUAAUGGGACGCCCCCUUUGUCGGGUCACUGCAAGGUGGUGGUGGAGGUGCUGGACGUGAACGACAACGCGCCGGAGGUGUGGGUGACGUCGCUGUCGGUGCCGGUGCCGGAGGACGCGGCGGCGGGGACGGUGGUGGCGCUGCUGAGCGUGUCGGACCGGGACUCGGGGGCGAACGGGCGGGUGCGCUGCGCGGUGUGGCCGGCGUCGCCGUUCGGGCUGGUGGCGACGUUCGCGGGCUCGUACUCGCUGGUGCUGCGGGAGGCGCUGGACCGGGAGCGGGUGUCGGAGUACGAGGUGGAGGUGCGGGCGGAGGACGGCGGGUCGCCGCCGCUGCGCGCCAGCCGCGGGGUGCGUGUGCCGGUGUCGGACGUGAACGACAACGCGCCGUCGUUCGCGCAGGCCGUGUACACGGUGCUGGCGCGGGAGAACAACGCGGCGGGCGCGGAGCUGGCGCGGCUGUGGGCGCGGGACCCGGACGAGGCGGGCAACGGUCGCGUGAGCUACUCGGUGGCGGAGGGCGUCGUCGGGGGCGCGUCGUCGGGCGUGGCGCGGCGGCCGGCGUCGAGCUACGUGUCGGUGGACGCGGAGAGCGGGCGGCUGUGGGCGCUGCAGCCGUUGGACUACGAGGAGCUGCAGGUGCUGCAGUUCGAGGUGCGGGCGGCGGACGCGGGGGAGCCGCCGCUGUGCGGCAACGCCACGGUGCAGCUCUUCGUGGUGGACGAGAACGACAACGCGCCGGCGCUGCUGCCGCUUGCGGGCGGCGGUCCGGGCGUGGGGGCGCCGGUCUCGGCGGCGUCGGGGCCGGUCUCGGGGGCGCUGUGGGCGUGGGCGGCGUGGGGGGCGCCGGCGGGGCAGGUGGUGGCGAAGAUCCGCGCGGUGGACGCGGACUCGGGCUACAACGCGUGGCUGCGCUACGAGCUGUGGGAGCCGCGGGGGAAGGGCCCGUUCCGCGUGGGGCUGUACAGCGGCGAGGUGAGCACGGCGCGGGCGCUGGAGGAGGCGGACGGCCCGCGGCAGCGGCUGGUGAUCGUGGUGCGGGACCACGGGGAGCCGGCGCGCUCGGCCACGGCCACGCUGAGCGUGUCGCUGGUGGAGGGCGCCGAGGCGGCGCUGGCGGCCGCGGGCUCGUCGUCGUCGUCGGGGGCGGGGCUGCGGCCGGCGGAGGGCGGCGCGUCGGCGGCGUCGGCGUCGUCGGCGUCGGCGACGAACGUGUGGCUGGUGGUGGCCAUCUGCGCGGUGUCGAGCCUGUUCCUGCUGGCGGUGGUGCUGUACGGGGCGUCGCGGUGGGCGCCGCGGGCGGCCGUGCUGUCGGGGCCCGGGCCGGCGACGCUGGUGUGCGCCAGCGAAGUGGGGAGCUGGUCGUACUCGCAGCGCCAGAGCCGGAGCCUGUGCGUGGCGGACGGCGCGGGCAAGAGCGACCUGAUGGUUUUCAGCCCCAACUUCCCGCCGCCGCCGCCCGGCCCCGCGGCGAAGGAGACGCAGCCGGAGCCGCCCGCUCUGCUGGACACGGUAGGGCAGUUUUAA